Myotis myotis is the source of this 6687-nucleotide messenger RNA. It is a transcript of the gene ADCY5, whose product is annotated as adenylate cyclase 5. Gene Ontology annotation, cellular component: plasma membrane. The transcript has 20 exons. Gene Ontology annotation, biological process: intracellular signal transduction; cAMP biosynthetic process; adenylate cyclase-activating G protein-coupled receptor signaling pathway. The record is from RefSeq and is a predicted model, not a curated record. Gene Ontology annotation, molecular function: adenylate cyclase activity. NCBI's taxonomy places the organism in Eukaryota, Metazoa, Chordata, Mammalia, Chiroptera, Vespertilionidae. Bases 1441 to 5325 code for a protein of 1294 amino acids.
GGGCUCGACGAAAAUUUUAAGUGAGAAAGAAGAGCUGGGUUCCACGCGGCCCCCGGAGCCGGGCCUGAGAAUGCCCACGGGGCGCCGAGGCGGGGGCCGCGGCCCGGCCCGGGGCGGAGGCGGCCGCAAGUCCUUGUGAGCCGAGGCCGGAGCGCGCGGGGGGCGGGGAGGCAGCGGGAGGAGGGGAUGCGGAGGGCGCUCCCGCGGCGGCAGGCGGGCGAGAAGGGAGGAGCGGCGCGAGCGGCCGGAGCGGCGCAGGGCCCGAGGCGUGCAUGGCGCGCCCUGAGCCUGGCUCCCGCGGGCCCCCCCGGAGCGCCCCUGGGGCGCAGCGGCUUUUGGGCGGGCCCCUGCCGGCCGGCUGCCUCUGAGUCCCGGCCUUCGAUUUCUGGAUGCCGUGCUCCCCGGGAGAAGCCCGCCUGCGCUGGGGCAGAACGGCGGCAGCGCCGCGCCGGAUUCCGCCCUCUGCCUAGUCCUUCAGCACCCGGCCGCCGUGGGCCCGCCGCCGGCUGCGAGGAGCCUGGAGCUUGCGGAGCCGGCGCGACAGUCCUCCUGGGCCGGCGGGUCCGGGCCAGCUCCGCUUCGUUUUGCGGGGGGAGGGAGGCGAGAGGGGAAGGGCCGCGCUGCGGGAGCAGGUCCUCGCCCCCGCCCCCUGCGCGGACGCACUGAAGGCUCGGCUGGGCUCGGCUUUCCGCGGGGCCACGCUCCCAUUCUCGCCGCGGAAGGUGGGGGAUGCGGGCGACGGCCCCCCCCGGGCUCCAGGACCCUCCCCCCAGGGCUCCGGAGUUGUUGCUCCGCCUGCCGCCCCCUCCCCCGUCCUCUCCACCCUCCAUCCCACCUCCCCACCCCUCGUGAGAAAAUAAUGCUGGCUGGCGCUCGUACCUCCCAGUCGCUCCCAGUCCGCCGCGAGGAAAGGGCACCCGCUCGGUGUCCACGCCGGGACCCCCGCCGAGCCGCCCCAGCCGCCGCCGAGCCGCGCGUGCCCCUGGGUUCCGCUCAGGCUUAAUCUGCGAGCGCCGCGCCCGGGCAUUGGCAGCCCCGGGGAGGCGCCGCCUGCAAGGACACCUCUCCGUCCCGCCUCGUCCGCAACUCUGGUCCCUGUCGAGCUCGACGCGAGCCAGGAGUCCGGACGUCCCUCUGCGCGCGGCGCGGCAGCUCCGCCGGUCCCCGCGGCCCCCGCUGGGCGCCAACUCCACCUCGGACCUGGGACUCCCGACUCGGAUUCUCAGCCACUUCUUACCUCGGGGCUGUGCCUACCUCCCAGCUCGCCCUCCUUCUCCGCUCAGGACGGGGGUGCCAAGAUGCCCCGCUGCUGCGCAGGGCCCCGGGCCGCCCCCGACGAGUGACCCCAGCCUGGUCCCCCUGCUCGGCCGUCCGCCCUCCCCUUGGAGACCCCCGGCCCGGCCCCCGGGGGAGGAGGCAGAAGACGAGGCCGAGAGGGGGAUGUCCGGCUCCAAAAGCGUGAGCCCCCCGGGCUACGCGGCAUUGACAACGGCAGCACCCACAUCCCGGGGAAGCUCGGAACACCGCUCCGCGUGGGGAGCGGCCGAUUCCCGCGCCAAUGGCUACCCCCACACCCCUGGGGGUUCGGCCCGCGGCUCCACCAAGAAACCUGGGGGGGCGGUGACCCCGCAGCAGCAGCAGCGCCUGGCCAGCCGCUGGCGCCGCGACGACGACGGCGAGGAUCCUCCGCUGAGUGGCGACGACCCCCUGGCCGGGGGCUUCGGCUUCAGUUUCCGCUCCAAGUCCGCCUGGCAGGAGCGCGGCGGCGACGACUGCGCUCGCGGCAGCCGGCGGCAGCGACGGGGCGCGGCCGGCGGGGGCAGCACCCGGGCGCCCCCUGCGGGCGGCGGCGGCGGCUCCGCGGCCUCCGCGGCCGCAGCGGGAGGGACAGAGGUGCGCCCCCGCUCGGUGGAGCUGGGCCUGGAGGAUCGGCGGGGCAAGGGCCGUGCGGCCGACGAGCUGGAGGCCGGCGCCAUCGAGGACGACGAAGGGCCCGGGGAUGGUGGCAGCUUGGCGGGCGCGGGCGCGGGCCCCGGCGCGGUUCUGUCGCUGGGCGCCUGUUGCCUGGCGCUGCUGCAGAUAUUCCGCUCCAAGAAGUUCCCGUCGGACAAGCUGGAGCGGCUGUACCAGCGCUACUUUUUCCGUCUGAACCAGAGCAGCCUCACCAUGCUCAUGGCCGUGCUGGUGCUGGUGUGCCUCGUCAUGUUAGCCUUCCACGCGGCGCGGCCACCGCUCCAGGUGCCCUACCUGUCCGUGCUGGCGGCCGCCGUGGGCGCGAUCCUCGUGAUGGCCGUGCUCUGCAACCGCGCCGCCUUCCACCAGGACCACAUGGGCCUGGCCUGCUAUGCGCUGAUCGCGGUGGUGCUGGUGGUCCAGGUGGUGGGCCUGCUGCUGCCCCAGCCGCGCAGCGCCUCGGAGGGCAUCUGGUGGACCGUGUUCUUCAUCUACACCAUCUACACGCUGCUGCCCGUGCGCAUGCGGGCCGCGGUGCUCAGCGGGGUACUCCUGUCUGCCCUCCACUUGGCGAUUGCCCUGCACACCAACGCCCAGGACCAGUUCCUGCUCAAGCAGCUCGUCUCCAAUGUCCUCAUUUUCUCCUGCACCAACAUCGUGGGCGUCUGCACCCACUACCCGGCCGAGGUCUCCCAGAGACAAGCCUUCCAGGAGACCCGGGAGUGCAUCCAGGCGCGACUCCACUCUCAGCGGGAGAACCAGCAGCAGGAGCGGCUCCUGCUAUCUGUCCUUCCCCGUCAUGUUGCCAUGGAGAUGAAAGCAGACAUCAACGCCAAGCAGGAGGAUAUGAUGUUCCAUAAGAUUUACAUCCAGAAGCAUGACAACGUGAGCAUCCUGUUCGCUGACAUCGAGGGCUUCACCAGCCUGGCGUCCCAGUGCACUGCCCAGGAGCUGGUCAUGACCCUCAACGAGCUCUUCGCCCGCUUCGACAAGCUGGCUGCGGAGAAUCACUGUUUACGUAUUAAGAUCCUGGGGGAUUGUUAUUACUGCGUCUCGGGGCUGCCUGAAGCGAGGGCUGACCAUGCCCACUGCUGCGUGGAGAUGGGCAUGGACAUGAUCGAGGCCAUCUCGUUGGUCCGGGAGGUGACAGGGGUGAACGUGAACAUGCGCGUGGGAAUUCACAGCGGGCGAGUACACUGCGGUGUCCUUGGUCUCAGGAAGUGGCAGUUCGACGUCUGGUCUAACGACGUCACACUGGCCAACCACAUGGAGGCUGGAGGCAAGGCUGGACGCAUCCACAUCACCAAGGCCACACUCAACUACCUGAACGGGGACUACGAGGUGGAGCCAGGCUGUGGGGGCGAGCGCAACGCCUACCUCAAGGAGCACAGCAUCGAGACCUUCCUCAUCCUGCGCUGCACCCAGAAGCGGAAAGAAGAGAAGGCCAUGAUCGCCAAGAUGAAUCGCCAGAGAACCAACUCCAUCGGGCACAACCCGCCACACUGGGGAGCCGAGCGCCCCUUCUACAACCACCUGGGCAGCAACCAGGUGUCCAAGGAGAUGAAGCGGAUGGGCUUUGAAGACCCCAAGGACAAGAACGCCCAGGAAAGUGCAAACCCCGAGGAUGAAGUGGACGAGUUUCUGGGCCGUGCCAUUGACGCCAGGAGCAUUGACAGGCUGCGGUCUGAACAUGUUCGCAAGUUCCUCUUGACCUUCAGGGAGCCUGACUUAGAGAAGAAGUACUCCAAGCAGGUGGACGACCGAUUCGGUGCCUACGUGGCGUGUGCCUCGCUCGUCUUCCUCUUCAUCUGCUUUGUCCAGAUCACCAUCGUGCCCCACUCCGUGUUCAUGCUGAGCUUCUACCUGACCUGUUUUGUGCUGCUGACCUUGGUGGUAUUUGUGUCCGUGAUCUACUCCUGCGUGAAGCUCUUCCCAGGCCCCCUGCAGACCCUCUCCAGGAAGAUCGUGCGGUCUAAGAUGAACAGCACCCUGGUCGGGGUGUUCACCAUCACCCUGGUGUUCCUGUCGGCUUUUGUCAACAUGUUCAUGUGCAACUCCCAGGACCUGUUCGGCUGCCUGGCAGAUGAACACAACGUCAGCACCAGCCAGGUCAACGCGUGCCAUGUGGUGGAGUCCGCCUUCAACUACAGCCUGGGGGAUGAGCAGGGCUUCUGCAACAGCCCCUGGCCCAACUGCAACUUCCCCGAGUACUUCACCUACAGCGUGCUGCUUAGCCUGCUGGCCUGCUCCGUGUUCCUGCAAAUCAGCUGCAUUGGGAAGCUGGUGCUUAUGCUGGCCAUCGAGCUCAUAUACGUGCUCGUCGUCGAGGUGCCCGGUGUGACGCUCUUUGACAAUGCCGACCUUCUGGUCACCGCCAAUGCCAUAGACUUCAACAACAACGGGACCUCCCAGUGCCCUGAGCACUCGACCAAGGUGGCGCUGAAGGUGGUGACGCCCAUCAUCAUCUCAGUCUUCGUGCUGGCCCUGUACCUGCACGCCCAGCAGGUGGAGUCCACCGCCCGCCUUGACUUCCUCUGGAAACUGCAGGCCACGGAGGAGAAGGAGGAGAUGGAGGAGCUGCAGGCCUACAACCGGCGGCUGCUGCACAACAUCCUGCCCAAGGACGUGGCCGCCCACUUCCUGGCCCGGGAGCGGCGCAACGACGAGCUCUACUACCAGUCGUGCGAGUGCGUGGCCGUCAUGUUCGCCUCCAUCGCCAACUUCUCCGAGUUCUACGUGGAGCUGGAGGCCAACAACGAGGGUGUCGAGUGCCUGCGGCUGCUCAACGAGAUCAUCGCCGACUUCGAUGAGAUCAUCAGCGAGGAUCGGUUUAAGCAGCUGGAAAAGAUCAAGACCAUCGGCAGCACCUACAUGGCUGCCUCCGGCCUUAAUGAUUCCACCUACGACAAGGUGGGCAAGACGCACAUCAAAGCUCUGGCCGACUUCGCCAUGAAGCUGAUGGACCAAAUGAAGUACAUCAACGAGCACUCCUUCAACAACUUCCAGAUGAAGAUUGGGCUCAAUAUCGGCCCCGUGGUGGCUGGGGUGAUCGGGGCCCGCAAGCCUCAGUACGACAUCUGGGGCAAUACGGUGAACGUGGCCAGCCGCAUGGACAGCACCGGUGUGCCAGACCGCAUCCAGGUGAGUGCAAGAGCGUCCACCACCCGCCACCCCAACAUCGGGGCCUCUGUCUGGUGCUUGGUCUUUGGGGCAGGCCGCCCACAGUUUCCAGUCAGAAUUUCAUUUGAGAGUGAUUGGGUGGUUGGCACUGACGUCUUUGAAGCUUGGAGAACACGACUGGGUACAAGCUGUCAGCACCUUGGACAGAUCCUCAGGCCUGUGCGGAGCCCUCGGCUGCCACAGAAGGAAUGAGAGGGCAUAGCCUGGCCAGGGACCCGACAUUUCCUCCUCCCACGGCCUUUGUAAGCCGCUGCUUGUGAUUCCCAGGCCCGCUGUUCUUCCUCUGCGUUUCUUUGUUUUCCUCAGGGCUUUCUUGAUUCGUUCUGCUUCAAUCUGACAGCAGAGAAGCCUGGACUGGGCUCUAGUCCUGCACCCCACCUUCCCAUACCCCAGUUCUCUGUGAGCUGUGGGCAGGCCCCUUAGCUUCCCUGGCCUCCGUUGUCUCAAAUGCUAAUGGAGCUUGUUUUAUGGCUUCUGCUCACACUGACACCACUCAUAUGUCCCCUAACGUCUCUUUCCUGCGGGGACUCUGAACACAGGGGUUGGCUCUGAGCAUGGCCCUGGCCAGCCCAGCCGGCCUGCUGUCUGAGGGGCCUGGCCAAUGGCCUCCCCCUCCAUCCCUGUGCCAAGGGAGAAGUGAUAGCAGAUGGGAACUGAGGGUGGUGAGGGGAGAUGAGGAGAGAGGAACGUGUGUUUGCAGAGCUCCUGACCUCACCCAUGACAGGUGUGAGCGAUGCUGUCGGCAACCACACAAUAAUCCAGCACCUCUGCUGGCAAAGGGCCUCGCCAUUGGCGAAUACACGUGGUGACACGGCAGGGUCACCCCCCGGCAGCCCACCCAGAGGUUUCUGGCCCCGUCCUCCCUGGCCUGGUGGCUGGGCUGGGCCGGGACACUUGCCGGGGAGUUGCCGCUGGCUGGCGGAGGCAUGCUGGCCGUUCUCAGAAAUGGCUCUUGGAUCACCUUGUGAGGCAUUGGUCCUCUGCUGCUCCCGUCACCCCCUCCUCCCCCUCCCCCUGCGCAAGGGUAGUGUGAUGGCCGGAGCCGCCUGUGAGUUCUCCUCUUUGUUCCAAAAGCUGAAGGAGAGACGGGAGGUGCGCCACGAACUGAGCCCGGCCCUGCCCGGCCUAGCUGCGUGUCCUCAGGCAGUGACUCCGAUGUUUUGAGCCUGAAAUCAUAGUACUUCACUCACAGGGUCGGUGAGGUCAGCAUCCUCACCCUCCCUGUGGGUCACCUAGAAUACUUCUGCUCUGUCCUGGAGGGAGACCUUGGAAAAUGCCCCAGGCAGGUGCGUGGUUGGGUCGGAAGUUCCUCCCACCUACAGCCUCUGCACUUCUCACGUGGACGACGGCCACGCUGAGCGGCACUGCCAGGGCACAGGAGGCUCGCCGCUGCUGGCACAGCACGGAGAGGCACUUUCCUGGGCGAGCAGUGUCCGUCCCCGAGAGCCCGGGCCAGGGAGAUGCCCCGCCCGCCCUUCUGUAUCAAAGGCAGCUCUGCCCGCGGGCGGAUCCACGGCUCCGGUCGUGGAUGGCCUGUCCUCCCUCCUCCUUUGC